This is a messenger RNA of Clonostachys rhizophaga, 876 nucleotides long. NCBI's taxonomy places the organism in Eukaryota, Fungi, Ascomycota, Sordariomycetes, Hypocreales, Bionectriaceae. The record is from the annotation of a GenBank genome assembly.
AUGAAGUGGGAAUCUGUUUUGCUUGCGUGUCUCUCGGCUGCCGUCCAAGCUGCCCCUCCAAGUGAGCCUAAAGAUGUCGGCAACACGAAGAGAAUUCCGGAAGGCUGCUCUGCGUCCUAUAAUGGACAGUUCCAAAUAAUUAUCAGCAAGAGAACUACAAAACGUUCAGAAGUACAGAGUGGAAAGUGUACCGACAAAGGUGCCCUUGUCAUGUCCUUGAAGGAUGGUGGACUCAUUGAUUCGCAGAAUCGUGUCGGCUCCAUUGCCUCAAACCACCAGUUUCAGUUUGAUGGCCCUGCACAGCCCAAUGCACUCGCUACCAAGGGCUGGGCAGUCUGCGAUGACUCUACCCUCGCACUCGGGCCAGCACGAACCUUCUAUGAAUGUCUCUCCGGGGACUUCUACAACCUUUACGAUAGAAAUUCGGCCAAGCAAUGCGAGCCCGUGACCAUCUACGUCGAGUCGUGCGAAGCCCCGGACAACGCGGACCAGCCACGUGUCAGCCAGAUCGCGGACGGCCAGAUCCAGGCCCCAACCAAGGGUGCCAUCGUCACCAAGACUCGCAAUGCCAAAGUUCAUGUGCCCACGGUAGUCCCCCCGCCACGUCCUGUCACUGAACCUUCACGAGCUCCUCCGUCGUGGAACCCUUCUCCCUCUUCUCCUUCACAGACACCUGGCCCCAGCACCGGUGUCAUCUCUCCCACACCGACACCGAAGCUACAGGCUACCUCCUCCUCUUACUCCCAGCAGUCACAGAAGCCGAUUGAGGAGAACCCUACACCCUCCAACCCCCCAGCAUCAAGGGGAAACAAGAUGGGAUCACAUUCUCUCGCAACAUUGAUCGUGGGCGUAUUUUGGGUUUUCAUGUAUAUUUAG